Molecule: messenger RNA, 2864 nt
Organism: Zea mays
Lineage: Eukaryota; Viridiplantae; Streptophyta; Magnoliopsida; Poales; Poaceae
Product: E3 ubiquitin ligase PQT3-like
Exons: 6
Coding region: 573-2420 (615 amino acids)
Biological process (GO): ubiquitin-dependent protein catabolic process; mRNA processing; protein ubiquitination
Cellular component (GO): nucleus
Molecular function (GO): ubiquitin protein ligase activity; zinc ion binding; nucleic acid binding
Source: RefSeq, a predicted model, not a curated record
GGUUACUUAACACAUAGGUCAUCGAAGGUCGGUCGAAGCCUUCGUGGCCACGGAAAAGAGGCAGCACCGCAGAAGCCGCGUCCGAUUCGUUCACGCAACCACGCGUUCGUGGGCCGCCUCUCUCUCAUAAAAUCCACCGCCCUCGUCGCCAAAAUCCCCCCAAUCCCACCGCCAGUCUCCGCCCGCGCCUCAGAAGUCAGAACCCUAGCCCCGGCGACGCCUUCAGAUCCGGCGCCCUUAUCCGGCGGAAUCGCUCGCUCCUACCACCGGUUGCCGCGUCCCGGCAUCUCGGCUACCCGGCGUCCUGUACCCGACUUCUACGCCCUCGAUCUCCCCCAGCCGUCGUCACGAGGAAUCGUUUGCUCCACAGGCUACGUCUCCACCAAGCCUGCAUCGACGACUCGAAGGAUCCGUGCCGUCGUCGAUCGCCGAUCGCCUCUUCGUAGAUCGAAUCUGUUCAGUGUUCUGCUAUUCGUUGUAUUUCAUCUGAGAUCUGAAAAAAGUAUUCGGGCCAUCUCGAGAUAGAGAGGCCUUCAUAGGCGGAGAAAAAGAAACAGGACUCGCCAUCCAUCAUGGGUGUUGUCUAUUACCAAUAUAAGAGUGAAAAGGAAAUCUGUUCUAUGCCCGUGCCCCAUGCUUUUAUUUCUGUGUCUGAACUCAAGCAGCUUAUCAUGACGAGCGGUAGGCACGGCCGUGGUCGAACCCGCGGUCGUGCCACAGAGGAUAUUGUCAUCUCCAACGCCCAAACUGGCGAAGAAUAUGCAGAUGAAAGAGCAUCCAUACCACAGAACACAACUGUGUUGGUCCGCAGAAUUUCCAUUCCUGGGCAACUGUCAGAGAAGAUUGUUUUGUCCCCUAGGCCGGAAGUCACAGAAGAAUGUUCUGUACCUUGCAAGUCGGUGGUUACUGACUCAAGCUCAAAGUCAUGUUCUUCCACAGUAGUGCAAGAUGAAGAUGCUGUAAUUGCAGCAGUAAUUGAUGCUGCUGAACUCAAAUGGGAACAGCUCCCCUCUAAAAGAGGACAAGACAGUGGAAGGUUUACAUCAAGACGUAACUAUGGGCCGUUGGAAGGGGAAACACCUCCACCCGGCUAUGUCUGCCGCUCUUGUGGUGUUCCAGGCCAUUUCAUUCAACACUGCUCACAGGAAAACAAGAUGCCUCCACCUGGAUACAUUUGCUACAGAUGCCGAAUUCCAGGGCAUUUUAUCCACCAUUGUCCAAGCAUUGGCGAUCCCAAGUUCGACAACAAUAAAAUGAGUCGGUCUCUUGUCCCAGUAGUUACACCUGUCGAUGGCAUUUUGGAUUCACUUGUCCCGUCUGCCCCAGCCGGGGCUGUUGAUGACUUGCCAGCAGAGCUCCACUGCCGACUAUGUAAAAAAGUGAUGAGAGAUGCAGUAUUGACAAGCAAGUGCUGUUUUGACAGUUUUUGUGAUAGAUGCAUUCGGGAUUAUAUUAUUAAAGAGUCGAAGUGCAUUUGUGGAGUGGAGACACUAGCAGAUGACCUCAUUCCAAAUCAAACACUUCGGAGCACAAUCAGCAAUAUGUUGGGAACACAGACAAGCAGUGGUGGUAGUGGUACAACAAGACACAGAAGUUCGUCAGGCAGCAACCCUAACCCAAAAAUACAGAGCCACACUGCUUCUGUUGCGUCAGCAAGGGAGGUGAAGCAGUCUAUAGACCAUCAGCUACCAGCGGUAUCUGCACCUGAUUAUGUGCUCCAGGUUGCCACAGAAGGUGACCUGGUGAACCAGCCUCUAGAGAAAUUAGCAGCCACUGCUGAAAUCCUUAGCAAAUAUGAAGGCAAUUCUGCAGAAGUGUCAGUAGAGAAGGCGGUAGCAAAUGCUGAAGCCCUCAAAGUGAAGGAUGGAAGUGAAACGACUUCGAAUGCCACCACUGUUUCAGGGUCCCGAGAACAUGAUGUCACAAGGACAGAUCAAGCAAAGAAGAAGCGGAAGAAGGCAGACUUAACCAAGAACGUUCAGCCUAACAAUGUUGGCUAUGGUUACAAUGUUUCUUUUGACCCUGCAUAUUACAAUCCCUUCAUCAAUGGACAUCCUUGGGCAACUGAACCCUACAUGUAUAGCUCAAUGGGGAUGCCGUACGCUGGUUAUCCGAUGGAUCCAUAUUGUGCAAAUCCAAUGGAUCCAUAUUGUGAGUAUCCAAUGGAUCCAUAUUGUGUGAAUCCAAUGCAAGGCUAUCCAGCAAGCUACCAAAGGCCUGAAACUGAGCCCAUGCGUCGUGGGAGCACUGCGGCUGCCAGAGCACCUUUAAAGCACCGUGAGAGGAGUGACCGGCACCGGCCCAAGGACACUCGUCUUCAGCCCCAAUCAACAGAGCACAAGCGACGGCUGGUCUCCUCUCAUGGAACAAGGUCAAACUCAGAUAGAAGGGACCAUGGGCAUUCUUAUGGGGCAUCCUGAGUAGACUUAUUUGAGGAUCAUUCUACUAGGAAGCGGAUGCCCGUUUUCUCCCGGAGUAGUAUGAUGGUAGACAAAUCGGUGGAGAUCGAGACGGUUCCAGGAGUAUGAUGACUCGUGAGUCGUGAAGAGGACGCAAGCUACGAGGAACGUAAUUUCAAGACGAGAUGGGGUCAUAGAUCAUCAGGAGGCGUGGACACAAGGCACUGUCCUAAACUUGGCAGACCAAGUGCAGCAAUAUAUUGCUGGUCACCAGUGCUCACCUAUUGAUCUUCUUAUACUCGUAAUUGUAUGUAUGCCCCUGAAAGCAGAAGAAAGAUUGUCACAAAGCAGAGGGAACUUUCGGUUCCCUAGCGAAAUGUAUUGAUAUUAAACAUUUUUUUUGUAUUAAUGCUAAGAGUGUUGCCAGCUCUCUCUAUAAUGCGAACUCUCCAAAUAAUUUCGCUA